Molecule: messenger RNA, 303 nt
Organism: Rhinocladiella mackenziei CBS 650.93
Lineage: Eukaryota; Fungi; Ascomycota; Eurotiomycetes; Chaetothyriales; Herpotrichiellaceae
Exons: 3
Coding region: 1-303 (100 amino acids)
Source: RefSeq, a predicted model, not a curated record
AUGGGAAGAUCCGCACAUUCUCGCAACCUUUUACCAUCGGCACCCCUUUUUCUGAUUGCGCUUGGCUUACAUCAACCGCUGAUCAAGGAAGACGGCAUGAUUCAUCACGACUUAUUCAAGAAGGAUCGCAAUUUCGUCAUAGUCAUCACUUGUAUGCUGGUGGAAAGCACGGUUUUCAUUGUACAUACUCCUACAUCCACCGUCGUCGCUAUUGCUAGUGGCUUGAUCAUCUCGGCACGUUCUCUCGGAGGGUCAUUCGUCCAAAGUUCUACCUCAGCUUAUCCAGGCGCUGGUCGCGAAUAA